Molecule: messenger RNA, 3453 nt
Organism: Branchiostoma belcheri (Belcher's lancelet)
Lineage: Eukaryota; Metazoa; Chordata; Leptocardii; Amphioxiformes; Branchiostomatidae
Product: mediator of RNA polymerase II transcription subunit 25-like
Exons: 22
Coding region: 78-3131 (1017 amino acids)
Biological process (GO): positive regulation of transcription by RNA polymerase II
Cellular component (GO): transcription regulator complex; mediator complex
Source: RefSeq, a predicted model, not a curated record
AAGUGUUUCGUAAAGAAACCGGUCCGAAAUAAGGGAUAAAACUUGUCCGAUCGUCCCUCGUAUUUUACAGGCCCACCAUGGUGGUACCGAACCCCCCUCCCACCCCGGAACAGACAGAGCCCACGGUGCAGCAGAUUAAGGCUGACGUCGUGUUCGUCAUCGAGGGAACGGCCAACCUGGGAGCCUACUUCAACAACCUUAAGACUUCUUACAUCAUUCCUACUGUCGAGUAUUUCAACGGAGGCCCUGUGGCAGAGACAGAUUUUGGAGGGGAUUACGGAGGUGCGCUGUACGGCUUGAUCGUGUUCCAGACGGCAGACUGUGCCCCCGAGCCGGCGACUCUCUGUAUCGCCCCCACCAGCAGUGCACACGUCUUCCUCACAUGGCUCGACAGGAUCAAGUUUGUAGGAGGGGCUGGCCACUCCUGCAGCCACAUUGCUGAAGGUCUCAGCUCCGCACUUCAACUGUUUGACGAUUUUCAGAAAGUUCGAGAACAAACGCCCAGCCUGCAGAAGCAGUGCAUUCUGGUCUGCAACUCGCCCCCCUUCCUGAUGCCGUCCAUCGAGAGCAUCGCCUACAGCGGGCAGACGGCCGAGCAGCUAGCAGGCAUCAUGGGAGAGAGAGGGAUUGACUUCUCCAUCAUGUCCCCCCGGAAACUGCCUGUGCUGCAGAGGCUGUAUGAGAAGGGGCUGGGCAGCAGCCAGGACCAGUCUCACAAGGACUACACCACAGACCCAAGACAUCUCAUCCUGCUGAAAGGCUUCGAGCUUAAAGAAAGAGUAGCAAACGUGGAAGGGAAGGACUCCAGCAUGAAGCUGACCUCUGACCUCGACCCCAAGUCUCUCCAUGGCAACAAGUCCUCAGCCCCCACCUCAAACCCUGGUGCACCUGGAGCAAAGGCUGCUGGGAGUCCUGCCAGGAGCACAGUUCCCACAGGUUCCACUGUGACGAGCAGCCCACAAAGCAACAAGCCGCGGGCCAGUCCCGGGGUCAACCUGGGGUCACCGCCCAACAAGCCACCCUCCAGCUCCGCAGCUACAUCACAACAACCCUCACAGCAACAACCACUACAGCAGCCAUUACAGCAGCCGUUACAACAACCACUACAGCAGCUACAGACUCAGGCUACAGCUAGACAAGAACAGUACGGGCAACAACCGGUCGUACGGCCACAAACACAACAGGUGCGUCCCCAGGUGUCGUCAGGGCUGCUGAGACCGUCUGCUCCAGUUGCCACGACAACAACACCUCUGUCUCACCUGCCGACACCUCAGCAGGCCCCCACCCCUCCCCCUGUCAGCAAGCCUGGAACCGCAGGCCCCCCAAAGGGCGCCCAGCAGAUAGCAGCUCACAUCAUGAAGGAGGCCAUCGCCCGGGCGCGCCAGCCUUCUCCCAACGUCACUGUGCAACCAUGGAGACAGAACGAGCCAAGAUCUGUGUCAGGAGGACCUCCCAGGAUGCCUGGUGUGUCUCCGACUCCCAACAAACAACAGCAGCAACAACCAGGAACCUGGCAAGGCGGGCCUCCCAAACCUACACAGCUACCUACGUCAACCAGUAUGACCCAAUCCAUGGCUGGCCCCACCAGUUUGACCCAGUCUAUGGCUGGUCCAACCAGUCUAAACCAGUCCAUGGCUGGUCCCACAAGUAUGACCCAAUCCAUGGCUGGACCUACUAGUCUAACCCAGUCCAUUGCCGGCCCUACAAGUCUUACGCAGACGAUGGGUGGCCCCACCAGUCUGGCUCAGUCCGGCCCCCUGCAGAUCAGCACCAUCUCGACCAGCCAGCCGCCCUCCAUGAACACCGGUAUGAUACCGGGGAUGACGCAGGCGCCGCCACGGAUUCAGCAGCAGCAGCAGCCACCGCAGCAGUUUCCUGUGUCCCAACCUCAGCCAAUGCAAACAGGCGUACAGCAAGGCCCCCGAGCUGCCCCUGCCCCUGUGCAGAUGCAGUCUCAACAGGCAGGAAACCAGCCAAGGAACAGGCCGAUCUGGACGGGGGCCUUGGAAUGGCAGGAAGUGCCGCCAAAGAACAGUCCAAACGACCUUCCCCAGAAGGUCAACCGGUCGCUGGCGUGUCAGGUGUCCAUCCAGCCAGGAGAGACUCUGCAAGCGGACAAGUGGCCGAGCAAGCUGAUCAUGCAGCUGAUCCCUCAGCAGCUGCUGGUGUCGCUGGGCUCGCUCUUCCGUAACUCUCGCACCGUCGGGUUUCACUUCUCCAACAACGACCAGGACGCUCUACGGGCGCUCUACCGCGUCAUGGCCGGCGGAUUCGCUGGAUGUGUGCAUUUCCCCCACGUGACCCAGUGUGACGUCCGGGUGCUGAUGCUGCUCUACAGCGCCAAGAAGAGAGCCUUCAUGGGGCUGAUCCCCCACGACCAGACCAGCUUCGUUAAUGGCAUUCGCAUGGUCAUCACCAACCACAAGAAGGCACAGCAGCAGAAGGCAUUACAAAGGAUGCAGCAGCAGCAGCAGCAACAGCAGCAGCAGCAGCAGAUGGGAGGGGGGCUGGGGGUCGUGCAGCAGCCAAACACACAACAGAUGCCGUUUCCCCAGCAACCACAAACACAACAACAACAACAAGCACCGUCAUCUGCACAGCAACAGUAUGGAAACCAUGGCAACCUAGGAGGUGGGGGAAACAUGAUGAGCAGCCAAUCAGUGGUCAGCACUUCAUCGAGCAACAUGAACCAGGUGCCCAGUUCUGUCCACCCCGUAGCCCCCCACGCGCCUGUGGCCACUCUAGACAAGGAACGGCACCAGAACCUGUUGAAGAUCCAGCAGCUUCAGCAGACGUUAGAAAUGGCGCAGAAGAAGCGUCAGCAGCUGAACCAGCAGCAGCAGCUCAUGGAGCAGCAGCAGCUGCAGCAGCAGAGGUUACAGCAGCAGCAGACCAACCAGCAGCUCAGGAACCUGCUGCUCAACCAGCAACAGCAGCAGCAGAUGUCUCAGCAGAUGCACAACCCAAAUAUGGGCAGCCAGUGGGCGGGGCAGCCACAGCAGCAGCAGCUCCAUCCGCAGGGUCCCAUGAUGCAACAGCUUCCACCGCAUCCUCCGCAGCCCCAACAGCCAAUGGGAGGCCUUCAAACCAACCUCCUGGAGGACCCAAAUCUUCACGACCUCCUCAACUGAUGACAUCCGGGGGCAUAAAGAGACUAUUUCUACACAACCCAGUCUUUUCUCAUAGGAAAUUCAAACUCUACUACUGGAUAAAUUACGGAGAUAAUAUCCGGACGUUUUGAGUGACAUCCACCACUCUUCUUCAGUGUCACUAAUGAACUAACAGAACUUGAUAAAGCAUAUCGAGUUCUGUUAGUAUUAUGAACGUAUUGUUUACCUGUAUGUCAAACUUCAUCAACAUAACCCAGCCUUUUAUUUAGUCAACGUUUCAGUGACCGUCUGUCACCUUCCUCAGGGCAAUUCUGACUGGUUCACAUUGCACUGCAGCACAGGU